ACAUUAUAAACAAUAAACAACAACAAUAAAGUUGUUACUUCACUUUUGAUUUUCCAAAUAAAAAAUAAAUAAAAGUUCAAAAAGCAAGAAAGUAGAAACAGAGAGAUAAAAGUUCAUUGCGCAAUUUCCUCACAUCUUUCUUCUCAUACCUUCAAUCUGUACACCAACCGUCUACUAUUUAAUCAAAGGUCUUCCUCAAUCAACGCAAUGAGUUUUAAAUGGUUUUCAGGUUCAGGUGACCUUUGUUUCUGGCUAUCAAGGCAAGAGUUUAUUUUAUCUUUAAGCCCUUCAUAGACUCAGUACAGAAAAGAAGUAAGAAAGAUGGAAUCCACAAGUUCCACAGUCAAUGUUCAAAGUUCUAGACAAUCCUCAAAGCGGCUUCUGUUUGACCAACGCUAUGGAUGGGUAAUUGAUGAAUGGAAACAUCCAGCAGAGGAAGCACUUGUUGGUGGCCGAGGAAUGUUUUGCAUACUCCCACUUGCCAAAAGUUUGGUGCAGAUGACCUCACAGUCGAUAAACCUUGGUGUUACAUCAGCCAUAAAAGCUGCUGAAAACCCACAGGCGUUUUCCUUGCAGACGCUGCAGAGUGCUCUAGAUGAGGGUGUUCGCGAUUUUGUGACAUCUUUGAAAAUCAACAAGUGUAAAGCUUUCAUCCUCAACAAAAGUCCUUCCCUCUUCCAUGAUGAGAGCAAAGAAUGAUGAAAGACAUAGAAUUUGCUUCCCGGGAACAGUUUGUGUUUUACUCUUUCACCAAUGCUUAACUUAUUUAAGUUAUGAUAGUAGCCUUGUGAUGCAUUUGAAAACAACUUAAUUAACACUUAGUCAAUAAUCAUUUAUCCUCAAUUACUUAUGUAUAAGUCAUUUAUAUGGUGAAAGCGAAAAUGUGGUUGAGUUUUGAUAAUAAAGUUCAAAAUGUUUUCAUAGGCUA
Lathyrus oleraceus (garden pea) is the source of this 928-nucleotide messenger RNA. RefSeq lists its product as uncharacterized. Lineage: Eukaryota; Viridiplantae; Streptophyta; Magnoliopsida; Fabales; Fabaceae. The transcript has 5 exons. The record is from RefSeq and is a predicted model, not a curated record. The coding region runs from base 322 to 699 and encodes 125 amino acids.